Messenger RNA from Pipistrellus nathusii (Nathusius's pipistrelle), 1047 nucleotides. NCBI's taxonomy places the organism in Eukaryota, Metazoa, Chordata, Mammalia, Chiroptera, Vespertilionidae. The record is from the annotation of a GenBank genome assembly.
AUGCCUCACAUAGACAACGACGUCAAACUGGACUUCAAGGAUGUCUUGUUGAGGCCCAAACGCAGUACCCUUAAGUCUCGAAGUGAGGUGGAUCUCACAAGAUCAUUUUCAUUUCGCAACUCAAAGCAGAUGUACACUGGGAUCCCCAUCAUUGCUGCCAACAUGGAUACUGUGGGCACCUUUGAAAUGGCCAAGGUCCUUAGUAAGUUCUCCCUCUUCACUGCUGUCCACAAACAUUACAGCCUGGAGCAGUGGAAAGAGUUUGCCAGCCAGAAUCCCGACUGUCUUGAGCAUCUGGCUGCCAGCUCAGGCACAGGCUCUUCUGACUUUGAGCAGCUAAAACAGAUCCUGGAAGCUAUUCCCCAGAUGAAAUAUAUAUGUCUGGACGUGGCAAAUGGCUACUCUGAACACUUUGUUGAAUUUGUAAAGGAUGUACGGAAACGUUUCCCUGGACACACCAUCAUGGCAGGGAAUGUGGUAACAGGAGAGAUGGUAGAAGAGCUGAUCCUCUCUGGUGCUGACAUCAUCAAAGUGGGAAUCGGACCAGGCUCUGUGUGUACCACCCGGAAGAAAACUGGAGUCGGGUAUCCACAGCUUAGUGCAGUGAUGGAGUGUGCAGAUGCUGCUCAUGGCCUCAAAGGCCACAUCAUUUCAGAUGGAGGCUGCAGCUCUCCUGGGGAUGUGGCCAAGGCUUUCGGGGCAGGGGCUGACUUUGUGAUGCUGGGUGGCAUGCUGGCUGGGCACAGCGAGUCAGGUGGUGAGCUCGUCGAGAGGAAUGGCAAAAAAUACAAGCUCUUCUACGGAAUGAGUUCUGACACAGCCAUGAAGAAGUAUGCGGGGGGCGUUGCUGAGUACAGGGCCUCAGAGGGAAAGACGGUGGAGGUGCCCUUCAAAGGGGAUGUGGAACAAACCAUCCGAGACAUACUUGGAGGCAUCCGUUCCACAUGUACCUACGUAGGAGCAGCUAAGCUGAAGGAGCUGAGUCGGAGAACUACCUUCAUCCGCGUCACCCAGCAGAUGAAUCCAGCCUUCAGUGACUUGAGCUAG